Psilocybe cubensis is the source of this 738-nucleotide messenger RNA. Its product is annotated as GrpE protein-like protein, mitochondrial. Gene Ontology annotation, molecular function: protein-folding chaperone binding; protein homodimerization activity; adenyl-nucleotide exchange factor activity. Gene Ontology annotation, cellular component: PAM complex, Tim23 associated import motor. The record is from RefSeq and is a predicted model, not a curated record. Gene Ontology annotation, biological process: protein folding; protein import into mitochondrial matrix. The coding region runs from base 1 to 738 and encodes 245 amino acids. The transcript has 2 exons. NCBI's taxonomy places the organism in Eukaryota, Fungi, Basidiomycota, Agaricomycetes, Agaricales, Agrocybaceae.
AUGAAUCUCGCCGCCGCCUCCUUCGCCUCCCUGCGUGUCUGCUCCAGGGCUACCUCGUCCAGGGCCCUUGCACGCUCCUCUGUCCCCCGUGCCCACUCCCGUCUCUCCGCUCUCGGCUCACGGCAUUAUUCGGAGCAGGCUGCAUCUCAGGAGACUCCUCCUCCAAAAGCCGAAGAUGCAAAGCCCGACGUCGCUGAGCUCGAGAAAAGGCUCAAGGCAAAGGAGGAUGAAGUUACUGACCUAACGGGCCGUCUGCGCUACUUGCAAGCAGACUUCCUGAAUCUCCAGCGUAAUGCGGCGAGAGAGAAGGAGCAGACCCGAGACUAUGCCAUCUCAAAGUUCGCCGGGGACCUCCUUGAGACCGUCGACGUCCUUUCCAUCGCCCUCAAAAGUGUACCCGCGCAGGCUCUCAAGCCUUCGUCCUCGUCCUCCAAUUCUGACGUUCCACCGACACCGGAGCCCCCUCUGCCGAAAAAUCACGAGACAUACCUCCACGAACUUCACGAGGGUGUAGAGAUGACCCAGCGUCAGCUUCUGCAAACCUUGUUCAAAUACCACGUCAAGCCGUUUGACCCCGUAGGCGACAAGUUCGACCCUAAUCACCACGAGGCUCUUUACCAGGCUCCAGUCCCAGGGAAGGAACCCGGAACCGUCAUUGACUGCCAGAAGAUUGGUUACAAAAUCAAGGACCGCGUACUACGAGCCGCACAGGUCGGUGUAGCCCAGGACACUUCAUAG